AUGCCACGCAGCAUCUGGAAGGGUCCUUAUGUGGCCGUUAGCCUACUUCAAGAUGUCGUGAACCUUGCGCGGAAGCAUCCCGAUUGGUGGAACAAGGGCCGCUUUUUGGGACAGAAAGCGCCGGAGGUCAUCAACACCUACAGCAGAGCUUCAGUCAUCCUUCCUGACUUCCUGGCAUGCCGCUUCGGUGUGCAUAAUGGGAAGAGCUUCACCAACUUGGAGGUGCAGGAGGCGAUGGUUGGCCAUCGGCUGGGUGAAUUUUCGCCGACGAAAGUGAUAGCGAAGCAUAAGGCUAAGGAAAGCACUUCGGUGGUGAAGAAGAAAAUCAACCCGAAGACAGGCAAGGCAGGGUAG
This is a messenger RNA of Volvox carteri f. nagariensis, 354 nucleotides long. It is a transcript of the gene mrpS19, whose product is annotated as mitochondrial ribosomal protein S19. The transcript has a single exon. Lineage: Eukaryota; Viridiplantae; Chlorophyta; Chlorophyceae; Chlamydomonadales; Volvocaceae. The record is from RefSeq and is a predicted model, not a curated record. Gene Ontology annotation, cellular component: cytosolic small ribosomal subunit; ribosome. The coding region runs from base 1 to 354 and encodes 117 amino acids. Gene Ontology annotation, biological process: ribosomal small subunit assembly; translation. Gene Ontology annotation, molecular function: RNA binding; structural constituent of ribosome.